Messenger RNA from Phalacrocorax carbo (great cormorant), 562 nucleotides. The record is from RefSeq and is a predicted model, not a curated record. Lineage: Eukaryota; Metazoa; Chordata; Aves; Suliformes; Phalacrocoracidae.
CCCGACCCCGCCGGCGGAGCCGCCCCGAGGCGGCCGGAGGGGUCCUGCGGACAGCGGCGGGCACGGGGCGGCGGCGGAGGCGCUUCCGGGCGGAGGGCGCGUAUAUAAGGGCGGCGGCGCGGCGGCCGGGCCCUCUUUCGCCGCCCCGGUAGCGAGAUGACGAAGAAGAGGAGGAACAACGGCCGGGCCAAGAAGGGCCGCGGGCACGUCCAGCCCAUCCGCUGCACCAACUGCGCCCGCUGCGUCCCCAAGGACAAGGCCAUCAAGAAGUUUGUCAUCAGGAACAUCGUGGAGGCCGCGGCCGUCAGGGACAUCUCGGAGGCCAGCGUCUUCGACUCCUACGUCCUGCCCAAGCUGUAUGUGAAGCUGCAUUACUGCGUCAGCUGCGCCAUCCACAGCAAGGUGGUGCGGAACCGCUCGCGGGAGGCCCGCAAGGACCGCACGCCCCCACCCCGCUUCAGGCCGGCUGGCGCAGCCCCCCGGCCCCCGCCCAAGCCCAUGUGAGGAGGCUCCGGUUGAACGCGUCCCCCAGCGCGGGCUGAAUAAAGGACCCUGCACCGAA